This is a messenger RNA of Meloidogyne enterolobii, 609 nucleotides long. The record is from the annotation of a GenBank genome assembly. Lineage: Eukaryota; Metazoa; Nematoda; Chromadorea; Rhabditida; Meloidogynidae.
AUGGUUUAUUCCAGUGUUAUUCAUCCUAGCAUCCAAAUGGUUAGUUCUAGCAUUAUUUGUCUCCUCAUUCAAAUCUACGCUAUGAUUACUCUCACUCAGCGCCGACUGACGAGAGUUGGUUCGAGAGCGUUCCAGGGUGUUAAGCAUUUCCGAAACCAUGUUUAGGACUUCACGAGCAAAUUCAUUUUGAUCCAAAAAAUGCCUUUUGGAGAGAGGAACCUCUUGUCCGUCUUCUAAUCCACCAGUUUCUCCAUGCGGGAAAUUCAUGUAAAUAGAUUCUUCAGCCAUUCUUUGUGUUGGAUCAAGACUAUUUAUAAUAUCAGUCCACUGCGUGUCCAGUUCAACAAUUCGUGCUAUGGCAGAUUCCAAGUCUAGCUUCUUUGACCUUAAUCUCUCACAAAUACCCUCGUCCACAUCUUUGCCCAUUAACUGCGUUGCUUCUCUCGUAUAAGUUUGUAUUCCCUUCAGAACUGCGGUAAUGUUGCGUCGAAUACAGGCAGCCAUUAUUUAUCACCAAUUCAGUUUGGUUUAGUCCAGAGCAAUAAUUUCCCCAAAAAAAGAGGCAAUAAGUUCCACACGGUGACCAGGAUGGUUUCCCGGCCGUUGCAC